Anastrepha obliqua is the source of this 1874-nucleotide messenger RNA. Its product is annotated as U2 small nuclear ribonucleoprotein auxiliary factor 35 kDa subunit-related protein 1. The coding region runs from base 1 to 1719 and encodes 572 amino acids. Gene Ontology annotation, biological process: mRNA splicing, via spliceosome. Gene Ontology annotation, cellular component: spliceosomal complex; U2AF complex. The record is from RefSeq and is a predicted model, not a curated record. Lineage: Eukaryota; Metazoa; Arthropoda; Insecta; Diptera; Tephritidae. Gene Ontology annotation, molecular function: pre-mRNA 3'-splice site binding; metal ion binding. The transcript is spliced from 7 exons.
AUGUCGGGAAAAAGUACAACAAAAAGACCAUGGCGGAAAGAGUUAAAAAAACAACAACGCAAGCGCAGACGUCGGAAAGAAGCUGUGGCGCGUGACCUGCGUUUGGAGGAAGAGGAAGCACAUAAUCUGAAAGAUCCUGCAUACCAACAGCUGCUACAGCAGCAAGUGCAGCUGGAAGAGGAACAGAAACGCGCAGCUGAGAAGCGUCAUGCCGAAGAGGAGGAAAUUUGGCUAAGGCGUGACCUGCUAGCACAACGUGAAUUCCGGCUCAAGCAGCAACAACGCGCAGCUUUAGAAGCCGCAGAAGUAGCCAAACGUAUAAAGCAGGCAGAAGAGCUGGCGGCAAAGGAAGCUGAGCAACGACGGCGUCACGAAGAGCAUGAAAAGAGUAAAGCUGCCGCCGCAGCUGAAUUUGAGCAGAUGAUGCAGUGUAUGGAGAAUUUUCUCAACAAUGAUGGUCCACCACCUGCGGAACUACGCCGAGUAGUAGAAUCACGACCCAACCAAAAUUUAUGUAUUCUGUAUGAGCGUACGAAUUGUUGCCGAUAUGGAGCGCCAUGCGUUAACAAUCAUCGUCGGCCGCUGCUUUCGAACAUAAUUGUUGUGCGUCACUUCUUUAUGCAUCCGCUACUGGAAGUAGAGCAACAUAAGGAAUACGCGAGUGCUGAUGGGAGUUUAGAGUUAAGUGAACAAGAUUUGCGCGAGGCGUAUGAAGAUUUUUUCGAAGAUGUAUUACCCGAAUUGGAGGAGUUCGGAUAUAUAUUAAAUUUUCGCGCUGUACGCAACGUGCUGCGUCACAUGCGUGGACAUGUGUUUGUCGAAUAUGUGGAUGAAAGAUCAGCCUUAAAAGCUUUCAUAAAGUUACAAAGUCGUUAUUACGCCGGUAGACAAUUAAAUGUCGAGUUUUCAUGCAUUAAAUCUUGGCGUAGCGCAAUCUGUGGUUUAUCACUUGCACAUAAAUGUCCAAAAGGCGACAAAUGCAAUUACUUACAUUUGUUCAAAAAUCCAGGCAAUAAAUGCAGUAUGCCUUUGGAUGUUAACAGAACUCCAAGUGCCAGGGCGCAAAUGGUCACGCCUUUAAUGAGCUGGAAUACGGUGACAGCGAAUGAUGUCAAACAAAGCUCACGCAACUGGCGUUGGUCUGAGAGUCCGGAAUUGGAAAUACCGGUAAGAAAAGUUGAGACUGAGAGGAUAGAAAAACAAGUUAGCAACCAUGAUGAGUGCAGUAAAAGUAAGCAGCUACAACAACAACAUCAGCGCAGUAAAAGUAAUAGUGAUACCAAACUGGAAAAUACCUCCUCGUCGCAAUCGAAAGAAUGCAUGGCAGACGCAGAUGCUAAUACAAAAUCAAAAGAGCGACAAAGAAGGCACAAACAUGCGCUCGAUAAGCCUCCCAAGAGACAUAGACGAGAGCAUUCACGCCAUUCCGAGCGUGCUAAAAAGCGACAGGAUCGCCACAGUGAAGUCGACUCAAGGAGUGGCAGCUCGCAAAGUUAUAAAGAUGAUAGCAGUAAACGCAGGCCUUCUACCACAAGCAGUGAUGACAGCCAAAAUUAUAAAGACAAGAGCACUAAAAACAGACAUUCAACUAUUGAAGAGAAGUUUAAGCACCGAAAACACCGUAAAUCUAGUAGUCCAGAUUGUUCCACGCCAAAGAAACAUAAGCACAGGAGCAUUAAAAGAAGCCCAAACAACUAUGAAAGUACGUCAAGCCGAUAAAUUUAAAACAAUGGACAGACCAGCUCAAAGCGCCAUAUGCCAAAUUAUAUGAAUGUACAAAAUCAAAAAAGCUUCAGGUGGUUCACUUGUGGUUCCAUAUUUAGUGAUGAGAUUACAGAAUUAAUUUUGAAAAUAAAGGAAUAUUAUUAUUGCUA